Molecule: messenger RNA, 2902 nt
Organism: Xiphias gladius (swordfish)
Lineage: Eukaryota; Metazoa; Chordata; Actinopteri; Istiophoriformes; Xiphiidae
Gene: tdo2a
Product: tryptophan 2,3-dioxygenase a
Exons: 12
Coding region: 365-1585 (406 amino acids)
Molecular function (GO): L-tryptophan 2,3-dioxygenase activity; heme binding; metal ion binding
Source: RefSeq, a predicted model, not a curated record
ACACUAUUUGUUCCUUUUGUAUAAAAAGGUCAACAGUGGAAUUAUUAUCCUGAUUAUAUUUGAUUUUCCUGUUAAUUGGAUUAUUUGAGGAAAAGCAAUAUCUUUUUGGUAUUUGUUGUUUUGCAUUUUGUUAUUUGAAAAUGGUCCUGUGACUGUUCUUUUAGCAGGUCAAACAAAGUCCAGAAGGUGAUCCUGAUUCAAGGUAAACGUGGGGCAAAUAGAGGCGGGCCGGAUGGUGACUAUAUCCUCAUGAGCGAUUGGAUGAAGUGAGUCUUUUAAAAUCUGGAGUGCGUUGUAGACAUUUUUAGUAAAUAUUAGUCGAGGAGGAAGAAUACAUCUUUACUGCAACUGAUUUGGACAAGUCAUGAGUGGAUGCCCGUACUUUGAGAAGAGGCAUUUGUUAUUCAAAAACAAGCCUCCAAAUACAGAAGAUGAUGAGGAUGGCUCUCAGGCAGGUGUUAACAAGGCCAGCAAAGGAGGAAUCAUCUAUGGAGACUACCUGCAGCUCGACAAAAUAGUCUCAGCCCAGGUGUUGCAGAGUGAACUAAAGGGUAAUAAGAUCCAUGAUGAGCACCUCUUCAUUGUCACCCAUCAAGCCUAUGAACUGUGGUUCAAACAGAUUCUGUUUGAACUCGAUUCAGUGCGUGAGAUCUUCAUCAGUGGACACGUCCGAGACGAACGCAAUAUGCUCAAAGUCAACACUCGCAUCCACAGGAUUGUAAUGAUAUUCAGACUGCUGGUCGACCAAUUUGCAGUUUUAGAAACAAUGACGGCCUUGGAUUUUUUUGACUUCAGGGAAUACCUGUCUCCGGCCUCAGGCUUCCAAAGCCUUCAGUUUCGGCUCCUGGAGAACAAAAUCGGGGUCCCAGACAACCUGAGGGUUCCUUACAACAGACGCCAUUACAGAGACAAUUUCAAGGGUCACGAGAGUGAGAUGCUGCUCGCCACUGAACAGGAGCCCACGCUCUUAAAGCUAGUCGAGGAGUGGCUGGAGAGAACCCCUGGCUUGGAGGUGGAUGGAUUCAAUUUCUGGGAAAGGCUGGAAAUCAAUAUAUUUGAUGGGCUGAAUCAAGAGAAGGAGAAAUUUGAGAAAAUGCCAGAUUCCGAGGAGAAGGAGGAACUGAUGGCUGAGCUGGUCAAACAGAAGGAGCUCUUCACUUCUCUGUUUGAUGAAAAGCGCCAUGACCAUCUCCUCAGCAAAGGUGAGAGGCGGCUCUCUUACAAGGCUCUACAAGGUGCCCUGAUGAUCUACUUCUACAGGGAGGAGCCGAGGUUCCAGGUUCCUUUCCAGCUGCUCACAUCCCUCAUGGAUAUUGACACUCUCAUGACAAAAUGGAGAUACAAUCAUGUAUGCAUGGUGCAUCGUAUGAUUGGCAGCAAAGCCGGCACAGGGGGAUCAUCUGGCUACCACUACCUGAGAUCUACAGUCAGCGACCGCUAUAAAGUGUUUGUGGAUCUGUUCAACCUGGCAACAUUCCUGGUGCCUCGCCACUGGGUGCCCAAGCUGAAUCCCAAUGUUCAUACCUUCCUCUACAUGGCCGAGUUCUGCGACAGCUCCUACUGCAGCAGCGAAGACUCGGACUAGGGGGCAUCUCGCCCGUCUGCCCCGGUUUCCUUUCUUUCACUGUAACAGAUCUCGCGACUGCGGGUCGUUUGCGCAGCUGAAAAGUUUGAGUGGCAGGUUCGUAGGCGAAUAGGUGGCCAUCAAAACAUGCCAAGAAACACACAUUUUGUUCAGUCCAGAGAGCUAAGAUACGCAUGGCAUCAGGUUGGUCUACCCGAAAAAAGCCCAUACAUCGAAAAAUUAUAUUUUUUCUUGAGAAUUGUGAGAGCGCAGCCUUAAAUGCAUCCCGUUUUAGCACAAAGUACCUUAAAACUAAAUUAGAUUAUGAAAGACACUCUUACAUUGUGUUUUCUGAGCACCUUGAAUCUUAAUUUGUCGUUUUUUCCAGUUGAUAAAGGAUGUUGGAGUGCGACCACCAAAAUAUCCAUCAGGUAGAAACAUUGUACCCCUGCUGGUUGUUCAAAAUUACAAAAAUCUUACAUUUCAAUGUUUAGCAAGCAAGGUAAAAACCCUUGUUUUCCCAUUGUAAGACUAAAAGCAUACCAAAUAUCCUACAAUUAUGUUGGAAAAAGAACAGAACAGCAAAUGACUUGUUCAUUAGUUACAUCAGGCUACAGAACUUGCAACACAGCAACUGACCCUGAAUAAAUCAAACGGCGAUAUUAGACUGUUUUGCUCUAAUCUCUAAUCCUGACUGGACACGCAGUACAGCAGAUGGCUCCUUGAUAAGAUUUGCUUUAGAUGUUUUAAAUUAUGCAAAUUCACCAUGACUGACCUGAAAGCAAAUGGAUGGGUGAGAGCAGUGAUCAAACUGGCGGCGCUGAAGAGUUUUUACACAGUUUUUUUUUUUUUAACAAAAGUAUCAUCUUUCAUGCCAGCAUGGGGAACGUGUCAGAGAGGGAGCUAUUUCAGACUACUGAGACGUGGCUUCAGUGCAAACCUCUGUAUAAACAAUCAAUGUCAACAUCUAAAAUAAAACAAUUUGCAUAAAAUGCAACUACAAAUGUAAAACUAUAAAAUAUGAACCAUAAAAGUUGUACAUAAUGUGAAUAAUGUACUUGUUUUAGAUGUGUUUUGUAUAGUAUUCUGUAUGUUGCUAAAUUAAUUUUGUUAUGUAUUUAUGCAGUGAUUAAUGUGAUCUCUGUGUAGAUAAAUUUGAGUUAUAUUACCCAUGACAUGUAUCUACCUUAUGUAUUUAAUAAGAUACGUAUUUUGUACAGUGCAUGUAUUCUUAUUAUUAGUUAUGCAGUGGUGUAUGUGUGUUAAUCGCUCAGUUAUGAUCCAACAUCUAUCAACAUAUGAAGUGAUUUAUUUUGUUUUGGUGAUGCAAGAUGGUGA